CGGGACGUCAUACUUGUUAGUGGCGUUUAUAUGUAUCGCUCUGAUUCGGAAUAUUCUAAAGUUAGUAUUACGUUUGAAGUGAGUUUUUUUAGUUACUGUUUGUCUUCAGUUACGUUAACGUAGUCCAGCUGUGGGCCAUGACUGCAUCAUUUUCCAAUUUUUCAUAGACCAUUAGUAACAAUUCCUAAAUCACGACAAAAAACACCAAGAUGUGCCCGGAAAAGAAGAGAUAAAAAGUAUAGAAAGGACAGGAGUCCCGUCAUGUUCUCUUUAACAAAGGGCUGUGGUUGCGUCAAUUUUGGAGGACGUCGAACACGGUCUAUGGGCGACGACUCUUCAUCCUGUAGAAGUUCAGAAAUCGAACAGGAAUCGCCAAAGAAACUGACUAGAAGAGUCCUAAACGGUGACUGCACCAUGAAAGCGCUCGCCCCCUUUUUGAGAUUUUGGAAGAGAGAUGAGGUCAGCAUGACGAAGGCGGAGAGAACCAUGAAAGCAGCGAUACUGAUACAGCAAUGGUACCGAAGAUAUUUGGCUCGUAUGGAAGUAAGAAGACGAUAUACAUGGACGAUAUUCCAGAGUAUCGAAUAUGCAGGUGAACAGGAUCAAGUGAAGUUGUACAACUUUUUCAACGCGUUACUGAGUCACAUGCGUGACACGACUGGGCGGCCCUCAUCCGAGAGGACAUCGCGUACAGCAUCUGUUUUGGAGCAAGUAUUCUCUGAAGAGUCUGACGAGGGAGGCGGCGUUGAUGAGACAGCACCCCCGAAAUCGGCUCGCGGGCCAGAUAUCGAAUUCCCAUUGAAGAGAAAAGAUAUUGACUUGCUGAUUGAGGCGUUCCGAAAGAAAAAGCAUCGUUUGCAUCCGAAGCACGUCGCUCAAAUAUUGAAAGAGGCCUCGCAGACUUUGAAAAGGUUGCCCAACAUCAAUGUUGCUACUACCUCUAUAUCCAGUCAGAUCACAAUCUGUGGCGAUUUGCAUGGAAAACUGGACGACUUGCUGGUUAUAUUCCAUAAGAAUGGUCUGCCAUCUACAGAAAAUCCAUAUAUUUUCAACGGUGACUUCGUGGAUAGGGGUAAGAAGAGUUUGGAAGUGCUGCUGUUGCUUUUGUCAUGUAUGUUGGCAUUUCCUGGAGGAGUUUACCUUAACCGGGGGAAUCAUGAAGAUCUCAUUAUGAACGCCAGAUACGGCUUCAUAAGAGAAGUUCAUCAAAAAUAUAAGCACAACGCUGAGCGUCUUCUCAAACUAAUUGAGAACGUGUACCGCUGGCUGCCUCUGGGAACAAUUAUCAACAACCGCGUGUUCGUAGUCCACGGAGGAAUCUCUGAUACCACAGAUUUGGAUAUGGUGAAGAGUCUCGAACGUGAUAAGUACGCGUCAUUGUUGCGACCUCCAGUGGCUGAGGGCACUGCUCCAGGAGCCGAAACCAUUGAUAAGGUGGAGUGGAAACAGGUGUUCGACAUAUUGUGGUCAGAUCCGCAAACAACUGGAGGGUGUGUCGCCAACGCUCUCCGCGGUGCUGGGACAUACUUCGGUCCCGAUGUGACGGUCAGUUUCCUGCAGAAAAAUAAAUUGAGCUUCAUCGUCCGGAGCCAUGAAUGCAAGCCAGGAGGGUACGAGUUGCUGCACGAUGGAAACGUAAUAACAAUAUUCUCAGCAUCGAACUAUUACGAGAUUGGUUCAAACAAGGGCGCAUAUUUGAAGCUAUGCGGCAAUUCUUUGGAGCGACAGUUCGUGCAAUACACCGCGGCUGUAUCGCGCACACGGCGGUUGACAUUCAGGCAGAGGGUUGGACUUGUGGAAUCCUCAGCUAUGCGGGAACUUCAUAGUCACAUUGUGAUGGCGCGACGGCAGUUGGAGGGUACCUUCCGAAGUAUGGAUCCGGAGAAUUGUGGUUUCAUAACAAUAAGCGAUUGGUGCACCGCAAUGGAGCAGACAACGCAUUUAGGACUUCCGUGGCGGAUGUUGAAAGAUAAACUUGUGCGGACCGAUCCAGAGACGAGGAGAGUGAGAUACAUGGACACAUUUGAUUUGUCAGCUAAUAAAUUCGGUCGCAAAUCUGAUACGCAAACAGUCGCUGAAACACUUUAUAAGAACAAGCAAAGUCUGGAAGCAAUAUUCAAGAUUUUGGACAAAGACAACUCCGGCUACAUAACGCUCGAAGAAUUUUCCGAGGCGUGCCAACUGAUCGGAAAAUACAUGCCAAAUCCAUUAACCCAAGAGCAGCUGGUCGACAUCUGCCGCUUAAUGGACAUCAAUAAGGACGGUUUGGUUGAUCUCAACGAGUUUUUGGAGAGCUUCAGACUUGCGGAGAAGAAUCUGCACGAGGAGGACCACGAGCUGGCUGAAAUACAGGCUACCUGACAAGAGCUAGACCGCUAUCCCAGCAGGACAGCGGUCGAUAAAGACGAAAUUGGUGUUGAAAUCGAAUUACUGAGAAUGAACGACGACUACAACACUGGAAAUGGACACGGCAGUUCGAGGGAGCCGGAGGAAAUUGCGCUUAUUGAACGACGACCCGGCCUGUUAGAAAGUGAUAUGUGAGCGAAGGAUAACGGGAAAUGAAGCAACAAUUAGGUACACUAUCCUUAAAUCUUAUUACGCUCCCCAGUACCAGGGCCAGUUGGCCGUGAAAGACCAAUCUCUUUGCGAGCGAU
Messenger RNA from Pieris brassicae (large cabbage white), 2654 nucleotides. It is a transcript of the gene rdgC, whose product is annotated as serine/threonine-protein phosphatase rdgC. Gene Ontology annotation, biological process: detection of stimulus involved in sensory perception. Gene Ontology annotation, molecular function: manganese ion binding; protein serine/threonine phosphatase activity; iron ion binding. NCBI's taxonomy places the organism in Eukaryota, Metazoa, Arthropoda, Insecta, Lepidoptera, Pieridae. The record is from RefSeq and is a predicted model, not a curated record. Bases 262 to 2361 code for a protein of 699 amino acids. The transcript has 15 exons. Gene Ontology annotation, cellular component: nucleus; cytosol.